Molecule: messenger RNA, 1512 nt
Organism: Lotus japonicus
Lineage: Eukaryota; Viridiplantae; Streptophyta; Magnoliopsida; Fabales; Fabaceae
Exons: 1
Coding region: 1-1512 (503 amino acids)
Source: RefSeq, a predicted model, not a curated record
AUGACGGCGGCCUCCGCCGGUGCCAACUCCGGAAAGGAAAGGCCACCUCAGAUUCAGUUCUCAGAGGAAGGGGGACGUAGCAAGCCAACACCAAAGUCGUUUCGAGACAUGGUUAUGGCAGGCACCAUGCCGGUACCUGAAAGAUUGAAGGUUGAUCUCUUGGCAAAUAAGCUUGUCAGGAUUGAAUGUGAUGAUGGAAAUCGUUUGCUGCCUCGCGUGUUCGCGGCGGACUCGGUUUUGUCGGCGUUGAGCUCACCGUGGAAGGACUCGUUUAUAGUAAAGCUUCUAGGUAAGCAUCUGGGCUACAACCUUAUGAAACAGAAGCUACAUGCUCUAUGGAAACCACAGGGCGCUUUUGACAUCCUCGAUGUUGACCAUGGUUUCUAUAUGGUGAGAUUUGUGAGUCCGGAGGACAGAGAGAAGGUGCUGCAGGGUAGGCCUUGGGUGAUCUUCAACCACUAUGUGGCGGUAUCAACUUGGACCCCAGAUUUUGUUGCAACUGCGUCAGCGAUCCAUAAAACAAUGGUGUGGAUUCACUUCCCUGGACUUAAUCUAGCUUUUUAUGACGAGAGCUUCCUGCGUGCAAUGGCCACAGCAGUUGGAAAACCUGUGAAGGUGGACACGAGCACGCAGACAUUUAGUCGAGGUCGGUAUGCGAGGGUAUGCGUGGAGAUUGAUCUUAGCUUACCGGUGGUGGGGAAGGUAUGGUUCCGGGACAAUUGGUUUCGGGUCGAGUAUGAAGGGCUCCAUAUUAUUUGUGAUCAAUGUGGGUGCUAUGGUCAUGUACGAUGGGAUUGCGGUCCACGAGAUGAUGGUGCAACGACUUCCCAUGCUAAAAAGCAAGGGCCUGUGAAAGUGGUCGCAGCGCCGGCGACGAAGCGCACUACUGCGAUGGUAGAGAAUGGAGCCAGUGACCUUCCUGGCAAGAAUCAAGGAGCAGUUAUGGAAAUUUCCGUAGAUCACGCAAUUGGUAUGGAAGUUUCUGCAUCACAAGCAUCUGAUUUGGAAGUUGCUGAAACUAAGGCCAAUCUCAUCAUUAUGGAGAAUAAUGAGCCUGCGUUACAUGGAGAUUGGAUGGUGGUUAAAAGCAAGAAGAGCAAAAAAGGUAAUAAUGCACGUCCCUCGGCUAAAGAGGGGGAAAAGGGUAAACAGAAAAGUCAAGCCAUUAAGAAGGAGAAUAUUAAGAAUAAAAGCAAUAAAACUGGUCUUCAUGGCCAAAAGGUGGACCCAGUGAGGCCUCCAGCACCGCCUAAUUUGGCCCUCGCGGCAGUUAACACACCGUCCAAGCGCCGGAGAGGAGAAGAUGGGACACCAGUCAAGCCGGCAACGACUAAGCAGUCGCAGCGCAAGCAUGUAUCGGCAGCGAAAAAGUUUACUCAGAAUGAUCAACACCAUGCAUUAUCCAAAGGUCUGGGUGUUGCUUGUGCGGUACGACAACUUAAUUUUGCCUUGGGACCUCAGAAUAGUGGGGUAACAGCCUCUGAUCCUCCUGAUCAUGGGGACCCCAAUUAG